CUUAUUAGUAACUGGGCCGUAAGUUUUACUUAUUAGUUGUUUACAAGUUUACCGCAACAGUGCUCGCAGUGGUUAUAAAAUAUUGUGAAAAAUUGUGUCACAAUGAGUUACUUGUGGAAGAAACUGAGUGGCAUUGAGGUUAGAAUGUGUGGUGACGCGAGCGAGGGGGUGGAGAAGAUGGAAACUGUGCAUAAAUCGUUUAACGAUCAGAUUGGCAAGCAACCUUACUCCAGCGGCGCAAUGUCCCUGAUAAUGAAGCACAAGAAGAAGCAGAAGAGGUUCCGGAGCGCGUUCACGACGACGCAGAUAGCACUGCUGGAGCAGGAGUUCAAGAAGGACCCCUACGUGACCACGGCGCGGCGCGAGCACGUGGCCCGGGCCCUCGACCUGCCCGAGCGCGCCGUCAAGAUCUGGUUCCAGAACCGACGGAUGAAAGAGAAAAGAGACACGACCAAAGGCGACGCGGACGAACCAGAAGAUACGAAAGAUAAAACACCCAUUAACGAUAUAAAGAAACUAAGAGCUAAUAAACAAACUAACCAUGCAUCAUUAGCAGACAAAAUAGUCUUUAGCGAUGAUGAAACAAUAAGAACUGACAAACAUAAUCAGUGUACUGACAGUUAUAAUGAAAUGAAAAGCAAUCAAAGAGAAAGCCCAUUGAGAUUGGUGAAAAGUGAGAAAGAAUUAAUAAUAACUAAAAUACUACCUUCAGCUUCUUCGGUUGGUCGGCCGGAUAUCAAGAUAGAAUUUAGUCACAAAGCUCAUGAAUCCACUAAAAAUAUUGAAAAAAGUUCCACUCAGCAUAAGCAACCAGUCGGACACAUAUUGCCAUUCUGUCAAGUUUCUGAAUCGCAAAAAUCUCCUCAAAAUCUAAGCAAGGGUCAUGAUCAGAGAUUUCAAGAAAAUCUUCAACAGACGAACGUGUCUACCGAUCUCCUCUCAUCUUACCAGCCAGCAGCUCCAACCAACAUUGGAGUGGACCUCACCAAGUAUUACCCUACUGUGCCUCCGGUUCAACAUGUACCCUGGAACAGAAUAAAUAUGGUUCCAAUUGUGCCAACGGGUUCUACAGGAAUGCCCAUGUUUCCAAGCCCUCAAGGGGCAUUGGGUGUUCCGAAUGUUGCGCCAACAAAGAAGUGUUCGUGUGACUGUCAUGUGACGCCCAGCUUCGACCCAGCCUUCAGAUACCAACAGCCAAUGUUCUACACGCAAUAUGUUCCACAGUUCAUCACACAUACUCAGCUGCCAACACAAACUCCUACUUCUAAGUUUUGACAUACUAUUACUUUAUCUUCUAUAUUUUUUGUAUUUAAUAUAAGUGUACUUUGGUAUGUUGUUAUUAUUUAACGUU
Molecule: messenger RNA, 1351 nt
Organism: Plutella xylostella (diamondback moth)
Lineage: Eukaryota; Metazoa; Arthropoda; Insecta; Lepidoptera; Plutellidae
Biological process (GO): regulation of transcription by RNA polymerase II
Cellular component (GO): nucleus
Molecular function (GO): DNA-binding transcription factor activity, RNA polymerase II-specific; RNA polymerase II cis-regulatory region sequence-specific DNA binding
Source: RefSeq, a predicted model, not a curated record